Lichtheimia ornata is the source of this 267-nucleotide messenger RNA. RefSeq lists its product as uncharacterized. Bases 1 to 267 code for a protein of 88 amino acids. The transcript is spliced from 3 exons. NCBI's taxonomy places the organism in Eukaryota, Fungi, Mucoromycota, Mucoromycetes, Mucorales, Lichtheimiaceae. The record is from RefSeq and is a predicted model, not a curated record.
AUGGGCCUUCGUCCUCCUUUAGCCAAGUACAUUGGUGAUUUAUCAAAGGAUGACAUCUACCGGCUAAAUGAGCAAAGUGCAUCGAUGAAAGAGACGCUGGUCCUCGUGCAUGAUCUUGAACGUCCAUUCCUCAUAUCACAACAACGCAGCAGCCAGGCGUAUCGUGCUCUGAAUCCCGUUGAAGCGAUACUCAAAUUCAUGGGAUCUAACUUUUUGCUUUUGAGGCUGUCAUGCUUAAUCUUGGACAAGAAGCACAAGCGGCGUUAG